GGGAGAACCUAAUGAUAUAAAAAAGAAAAUAAUUUAAUAGGAGAGGGGAAAUAGGCGUCCGGGAGAUCGGCUUCCCUCUUUCGCGUCAUGAUUUGAGCGACUCCUCGUCGAUAGCACCGGCCAAUCCGUCGUCGAGAACGGCGGUCUCGGAGGAACGGGAAAACCCCCCCCUUUUCGCCUUGGCCAUGCGACUCUGCGUCCCUUCGAUCUCCCUCCCGAGUGAGGAAACCAGGCCGAUCACAGAAACCCCAGAUUUCCCACCGAUCGUCGUCGAAACGCCUCGGUAUUUCUGCAGUCCCUUGGCCCCCGCAGAGAAAGCCCUAGAUCUUCCGCUUCCACUGGUGGGCGCCACCGGCCUCGAGCCUCAUCGCUAGAAUAUUCGAGGCAAUUCCGACGUUGUUUCCGUCUGAUCGGGAUGACCAGGAGGGACGCUCACACGCAGAGUGUGAGCUGUGUUCUUUGCAACGCCGGAGCAGGAGCCGCUGCAGGAGCUAUUGCUGCCACUUUCGUCUGCCCUUUGGAUGUCAUCAAAACAAGAUUUCAGGUUCAUGGACUCCCGCAGCUCAGUAAUGGCGGCGUGAAAGGAAGUCUUAUAGUUGGGAGUUUGGAACAAAUAUUCAAGAAGGAAGGCAUGCGUGGCAUGUACCGUGGCCUUUCACCUACAAUUUUAGCAUUGCUUCCAAAUUGGGCUGUUUACUUUACGAUGUAUGACCAAUUGAAAAGCUGGCUUUCUCAUGAUGAAACACAUCAACUAUCAGUAGGGGCCAACAUGGUUGCUGCUUCAGGAGCAGGAGCUGCAACAACUAUAGCUACAAAUCCUCUUUGGGUUGUGAAGACUAGAUUUCAGACUCAAGGUAUGCGGUCUGGAGUAGUACCUUAUCAAAGUACAUUCUCGGCCUUACGGAGGAUUGUACAUGAGGAGGGCAUACGAGGACUGUACAGUGGCCUAGUGCCUGCGCUGGCUGGAAUCAGUCAUGUUGCCAUCCAAUUUCCAACAUAUGAGAAAAUCAAACUUUAUUUGGCUAAGCGAGAUAAUACCACUGUAGAUGCCCUUACUGCAAGUGAUGUUGCUGUUGCCUCGUCAGUUUCAAAAAUUGUUGCAUCAACCCUGACGUACCCACAUGAGGUUGUUCGCUCUAGACUUCAAGAACAAGGUCAUGGAAGCCAUACCGAGAAGCGGUAUCUUGGUGUUAUUGAUUGUAUUAGAAAAGUUUUCCAGAAAGAAGGGAUCCCUGGUUUUUACCGUGGUUGCGCUACCAACCUGUUCAGGACCACACCGGCAGCUGUAAUUACUUUCACAAGUUUUGAGAUGAUUCAUAGAUUUCUAAUCUCCUUAUUUCCCCCAGAGCCACAUCCUCAUGCACUUUGAGUUCACAAGAAACAGCAUUAUUUCAAACCCGUUGACAAUAUACCCAGUGCUAAAGUGGAGUGGAUGGCAAAGAAACUACUCCUGGUCUUGAUGAGCAUGGAUGUCAUGAAUUGGCCCCUUGGUUAUGUAUAAUAUGAGCAUUGGAAUAGAAAAAGGAAGUUUUUCUUUCCUGUUUUCCUUCUUUUUUUGCUAGUGAUUAUAAGCUGCGGUAACUGAUAAUUGUGGGGGCUUUGAUCAAAAGCAUUUUGUAGAGAGUAAGUUGUAAUGUGAACUUGAUGAGCAUUAUCUAGCACAAUUUUGGUGGUGGA
Molecule: messenger RNA, 1677 nt
Organism: Nymphaea colorata (pocket water lily)
Lineage: Eukaryota; Viridiplantae; Streptophyta; Magnoliopsida; Nymphaeales; Nymphaeaceae
Product: nicotinamide adenine dinucleotide transporter 1, chloroplastic
Exons: 9
Coding region: 416-1369 (317 amino acids)
Biological process (GO): NAD transmembrane transport
Molecular function (GO): NAD transmembrane transporter activity
Source: RefSeq, a predicted model, not a curated record